Messenger RNA from Cyprinus carpio (common carp), 1923 nucleotides. RefSeq names its product odr-4 GPCR localization factor homolog (gene odr4). Gene Ontology annotation, biological process: intracellular protein localization. Bases 149 to 1585 code for a protein of 478 amino acids. NCBI's taxonomy places the organism in Eukaryota, Metazoa, Chordata, Actinopteri, Cypriniformes, Cyprinidae. Gene Ontology annotation, cellular component: endomembrane system. The transcript is spliced from 15 exons. The record is from RefSeq and is a predicted model, not a curated record.
CAAAGCAGCACGGACCCGCAGACGUAUUGUCCAAUCAGGGCUCUUGAACUGAGGAGCGUGUAUUAGAUGCGACGAUAUGUCACACGUAUUGGGUCCACUGAGAACUCAUCAGCUGUCUGAAGAAGUGUGCAUGAUCUGAAGAGGCAGAAUGGGUAGGAGUUAUUUUGUAGAUGAAGCUGUGGGGGAAUAUCUUAGUGGGCUUCAGGCAGCUCCUGGAUCAUGUGUGACCGGACUCCUGGCUGGUCAAUCCUCUCCUCAGAGAGAUUUUGUGGUGCUGGCUGUGCAGACUCCUCACAGGGAGAGUGAGGGGCAGCUGAAGGCUCUAAAAGGGGUCAGCCCACUGGAUGACAUUGAUGUGGAGUGGGUCACCGAACAUGCCAAGCAGGUGUCCCGCAUGUUACCAGGAGGUCUUUGUGUUCUUGGUCUGUUUUUAGUGACCCCACCUGAACUUUCCAAAGAUGCCCAAAAUGCAUUAAAAAGGCUUAUAUUUGCCGUGGAGAAAUACAUAAUUAAAGGGAGACUCUGGGAACUGUCAGAGGAGGAUGUGACUGAUCGAGUCACCCUGCAUAUCUGCUCCAAAACAAAGAAACUUCUCUGCAAAACAUUUGAUGUAAAAGAUCCAAAGAGUUCGGCCAAGCCAGCAGACUGGAAGUAUCAGACAGGUAUCUCAUCGUCCUGGCCCAUGCUGACCUGCUCUGUUGAGGUGGAUCUGCAGAUCCCUGUGACAGGAUCUUCUUCUGAUAACACAGACAAGUGCAUGAAGGAUGGUCUUAGGAGGUGGGCUAAACAGAUCGAGGCUGCUUACUGUCUCAUAAAUGGCAGACAGGCAUUAGAUGACUCUGAACUCAUAUCAGGACAGGCACAUGUUUGUUCUUUUCAGAAAAAGAAUCCCAAAACAACCAAUCGUCAGACACUGCCAGCACGGAUCUUUGUCUCAGAUGAACAGUCAGAGCUGGGUGAGCGGAGCAGUGCUCUGGUUCAGGUGUGCAGUGGCUCCAUGAGGGUUCGAGGGGUGGUUCACUGCAGGGCCUACAUCCACAACAACAAACCCAAAGCCAGGCAUGCAGCACAGGCCAUUAAGAGAGACAUCAUAAACACGGUUUGCUCCAGAGUGGAAAUGUUUCUGGAAGAUCUUUGUAUAAAUGAAGGGAGUCAAAAAGGUUUGUGCAGUGGGCAGCAGGCCCUUCCUCGGCGUGUGUUUGCACCCAUGCCCAUCUCUGGCCUGUCUGUGUGUGACUACAUGUUCCCAGAUGAAAGUACAGCUGAUGUGGCUGAGCGUCUGAAAGAGAUGCUGGACUGCGAAACACCAGAAGAGGACAUAGAUACUAGUUUGGAGAACAAUCAAUUAUUUUCCAUUAUUUCUGGAUUUGAAAUAACUGACAGCCAAGAUGAUGAUUCCAGUAAGCAUGUCUCAGAAAUCCAAGCUGAAAAUCACAAAAUUCAGAAACCCCCUAAAUAUUAUGCUGUGGGUUCAGGACGCUAUAGUUCAUUUAUGUGUGGCCCUUGCAGCAGCCAUUGCUCUCCUUGCCACAGCCACAUCUCUACUGUAUUUCAGUUAAUGGAAAAAGCAAAAAUGUUUGUAUGAGUGAGUGUGUAAGUACAGGUAUGCAUAAGUGAGUGUGUAUGUUUGUAUUAUAUACUCUAUGAUUUUAAAUAUGAUUUCAAAUAUAAUUUUUACCUUUGGACUAUUAUAGAAAUAUAUAAAAUACAAUAUAAGGCAAGAUUAUAUGGAGACUCCCUUAUAAUCAAUAAUUUUGGCUAUUCGGGUCAAGCCAAGUGUUUUUUUUUUUUUUCUUGGAAUCUUUCCUCCUAAUUUUCUUUGGAAGAUUGCUCACUAGUGGCAUGUUUGCACUCAUGCAGCCUCAAAAACAGAUCAAAAGAAAAACAUUAAUUGUUAAUUAAAAACGUUUGUGGUUUCCCUCA